AUGGGUAGUUCUGGAGGAUCUAUUUCUAAUGGUCUACGUAAUGAUGUGAUAACCAGUUUGAGAAGUGAAAAUCAAUUUGUUGGUGGUGGCUCUGGAAAUUUGAAAUCCAGUGUAUGGGAUUCUGGUCAAAAGGGAUUUGGAAUCAAUAUGAUUGGAGGGGAUGGAAUGAGUGGCAGGAUGUUUGCUGGGGCUGGAUUCAAAGACCUUGGAUCUGAUGCCAGUAGUUCAGAAAAAGGAUCCCAUAUUCCAGAAGCAACUCCGAAAUACUCAGAAACAAAUGCAAUUAUUGGUGAAGCUUCUACUUGGGGCAAAGGAGCGUAUAAAGCUUUCAAUGGCCGUAUCUUUUCUUUUGAGUCAUCGUGUGCCUACACUUUCUGCCGUCACUGUGUUGAGUCUGGAGGAGAUUUCAAUAUUGAGAUCAAACGGAAUAAUGAUAGUGAGAUUGAAAAAAUAACAGUUCUAAUCGACAGUAAUGACAUUUCUAUUAUUGGUGAUAUUAUUUUAGUUAAUGGAGAAAGUGUACAGAUACCAUAUAACAAUAAGUUGAUUCACAUUAAAAAAUAUGGAGAACACAAUCUCCUGAACAGCCGUAGAGGAAUCCUAUCAUUAAUGUGGGACAAAAAUAACAAACUGUCACUCACUCUUCACAAGCAAUAUCCAACUUGUGGUCUUUGUGGUAACUUCAACAGCACUCCAGGGCAAGAUGUCAAUGAGCACAUUGCCAAUAGUAAAAUUCCUGGUGAUUGUCCCAAUGCUGUUAGUAAAAGCUAUGAGGUUUGUGAAGAUGGAUUACAGUACUGUAACAAAAUUAUUGGAACUUACUUUGAGAAAUGUGGAAAGGUUGCCACUUCAUCCGAUGACUACAAAAUGAUUUGUGUUGAUGAGUACUGCCAAAAUAAAGAAAAAAAUUCUACGUGUGACACUUUCUCAGAAUUGUCCCGCCUCUGUGCCUCAGAUGGUUCUGGCAUCUUUGAAUCCUGGAGAAACGAUUCCGAUGUGGUUUGUGAAAAACAUACAUGCCCAGAAAAACAUAUCUACAAAGAAUGUGGACUCUCAAAUCCUCCAAGUUGUUCUAAUGUGGCUCCUUUUCAAGACAGUGAAUGUGUGAGUGGCUGCACCUGCCCAGAAGGUUAUCUAUUGGAUGAUAUUGGAGAAAAAGGGAAAUGUGUAUUAAAGGCUGAAUGUCCCUGUGAAUCCAGUGGAAAAGUGUAUCAGUCAGGAGAAGUCCGAGAAGGCCCCUGUGGUUCUCAGUGCACAUGCCAAGAAGCAAAGUGGGCUUGCACUGAAGCACUCUGCCCUGGAAGAUGUAAGGUGGAAGGAAGUUCAUUUACCACCUUUGAUGGUGCUAAGUACAACUAUGCUGGAAACUGUCACUUCCUGGCCAUUUACGAUAAAGAUUGGUCUGUUAGUGUUGAGCUUCGUCCAUGUCCAAGUGGGCAGACAGGAACAUGCUUAACUAGUGUUACACUUCUCUUGAAUUCUUCUGUUUCAGUUGAAAAAUAUAUAUUCAACAGUGAUGGAACAGUUACAAAUGACAAGAUUAGAAAUCAAAGUUAUUACUAUACAGACAAAAUACAAAUCUUCAAAGCGUCUUCCUCUUAUCUUCAAGUAGAAACAUACUUUCAUGUAAAAAUGCAAAUACAAAUUGUUCCUGUGAUGCAAUUGUAUGUUUCUAUGCCACCCAACCAAUUCACAGACACCGUAGGACUCUGUGGUUCCUACAACAACAAAGUGGAGGAUGAUUUCAUGUCAAGUCAGAAUAUAUUGGAGAAGACAUCUCAGGCAUUUGCUAAUUCUUGGGAAAUGAUGUCCUGCUCUAAAGGAAACUCUGCUUCAUGUAUCAGUAUAGAUAAAGAAAAGUUUGCUGAAAGGCACUGUGCAAUUCUCCUUGAUUCAAGUGGGCCUUUUGCUUCCUGCCAUCCAGUUGUGAACCCUAAAUCCUAUCAUGAGGAAUGCAAAAAAUACACUUGCUCUUGUGAAAACAGCCAAGAUUGCCUGUGUACAGUUUUAGGCAACUACGUGAAAGCGUGUGCUGAGAAGGAAACAUACAUAGUGGAAUGGAGAACUGGACAAUGUGAGCAAUCCUGUCCAAGUGGCCUGGUUUUCAAGUACAGUGUAAAAGCCUGCAAUAGUUCUUGCCGAUCAUUGUCAGAGGGAGAUAGGAGCUGUGAUGUAGAAGAUGUUCCAGUUGAUGGAUGUGCCUGCCCUGAUGGAAUGUUCCAGACUAAUGAAGGAAAAUGUGUUCAGAAAUCUGAGUGUGACUGCUACUUAAAUGAUGAGGUCAUGCAGCCGGGCAAACUCAUCCAUCUUGAUGACAAUACAUGUGUCUGUCAGGAUGGGAUUCUUCUUUGCCAGACUCCUCUUAAUUUAACCCUAUAUAACUGUUCUGGAGGGGCUGAGUAUGUGGACUGCAGUGAUCCCAAGGCACAGAGUAGAGUUGACAGAACGUGCAGCACUCGGAACAUACCUAUUUUUGAUGAGGACUUGUCUUGCAGACGUGGCUGCUACUGUCCAGUAGGAAUGGUUCGAAAUUCUGAGAGGAAAUGUGUCUUUCCUGAUGACUGCCCAUGCUCUUUUGGUGGAAGAGAAUAUGACCAAGGAAGUGUCACUUCAGUUGGCUGCAAUGAAUGUACUUGCAUUAAAGGGUCUUGGAACUGUACACAAAAUGAAUGUCAAACCACCUGCCACAUCUAUGGGGAUGGACAUGUUAGAACUUUUGAUGGGAAAAGUUACAGCUUUGAUGGUCUCUGCCAGUACUCAUUUCUUGAGGAUUAUUGUGGUAGUGAAAAUGGCACAUUCCGUAUUUUAACUGAGAGUGUCCCGUGCUGUGAAGAUGGGCUUACAUGCUCAAGAAAAAUCAUAGUUGCUCUUCAGGAUCAGAAUGUUGUCUUGCAAGAUGGUAAAGUAACAGCAGUCAAAACUACAGAAAGUACGGAGUGUGAACUCAAUGCAAAUGUAUACUCCAUACAUACUGUUGGCCUGUACUUGAUUCUGAAGUUUCUAAAUGGAAUCAUCAUAAUUUGGGACAAAAAUACGAGACUGUCUGUUAUACUGGAUCCACGUUGGAAUGGCAAAGUGUGUGGUCUUUGUGGAAAUAAUAAUGGAGACCUCAAGGACGAUUUCACAACAAGAUACUCAUCGGUAGCUGCUGGAGACCUGGAAUUUGGAAAUAGCUGGAAAACAAGUCAAGACUGUUCAGACACUGUAGCUCAAAGUUUCCCAUGUGACUCAAACCCUUACUGUAAAGCCUGGGCUGUGCGGAAAUGUGAGAUUAUCAGGGACAGCACCUUCAGAGACUGCCACAGCAAGGUUGACCCCAAUGCUUACUACGAUGCGUGUAUUGAAGAAGCCUGCGCGUGUGACAUGGAGGGGAAGUACGUUGGAUUCUGCACUGCCGUGGCCAUGUACGCAGAGGCAUGUAGUGCAGUGGGAGCCUGUGUCUCAUGGAGAAAACCAAAUCUCUGUCCUGUCUACUGUGAUUAUUACAAUGCACCUGGGGAAUGCAGCUGGCAUUAUGAACCGUGUGGUACAGUGACUGCAAAAACAUGUAAAGAUCGGGUCAUUGGCCAGAAAUUUUCUGCACUUUUAGAAGGUUGUUAUGCGAAGUGUCCAGACAGUGCUCCCUAUUUGGAUGAGAACACCAUGAAAUGUGUCAAUUUGUCCGAGUGCAGCUGCUUCUACAAUGAUAUCAUACCAGCAGGGGGAGUGAUCGAAGACAAUUGUGGAAGAACGUGUUUCCACUACAACAGCUACCUCCAUAUUAAGCACCAAAGCAGAAAACCCUAUGAAUAUGGUGCCGUAUUUCCCCCUAUUUACAAAGUAAAUGAAAGCACAAAGAGGUUAAGCAUUACCAGAAGUGUAGUUUCCAUCACCUCCACAGCUGGAAGUGCAAGCACUGCUGGAGUGGUGAACCCCACCUUCACCAGUCCCGGGGACAUAUCAGGGACAACUGGAGUCUCACCAAGUGGAACCACAGGAGCUGACAAUGUAACUUCAAAUGACGCAGGCUACACAGUGGGUACAACAGGAGAGUCCGUGGGAGCUACCACAGGAGCAGGCAGGGCGAGCACACCUGGAGCAUUAGGCACUGCGGCCACCAGUGCUGGAAACCCAGCAGGCAAGACUAACCCUCCUUUGGGGUCCUCUGAUGGGGAACCACUGGAGGACCAGGUGGAGCCACCACUGAAGGUCUUCAUGAAAGCACAUCUGGAAGAACAGGUACCAAAGGAGCAUAACCAGCACGAAAUCCAUUCAGCAGAAGUGUGCUUUUUCUCCAAAUUCAGUCAGCGACAAGGUGAUCCUGGGGUAUCAUCUGGAGCAACCCUUGCAACUGGAGGUGGCAGUACACCUGGAGAAUCAGGCACUGGAGCCACAGGUUCGGGUACAACAGGAGAGUCCGUGGGAGCUACCACAGGACCAGGCAGGGGCAGUACAACUGGAGUGUCAGGCACUGGGGCCACCAGUGCUGGAAACCCAGCAGGAACCACUGGAGGAGCAGGUGGAGCCAGCACUGGAGCUGCUGUUGAAGACACAUCUGGAAGAACAGGCACAUCUGGGGUAUUAUCUGGAGCAACCCCUGGAGCUGGAAGUGGCAGUACACCUGAAGAAGCAGGCAACGAAGCCACAGGUUCUGGGACACCUGGACCAUCAGUGAGUGUAACAAUUGGAGCCCUAAGCAGGAAAGUGACACCAUCUGAAGGAACAACUGAGGAAGAAAAUGCAGCCACCACUGGAACUCUUGUUGAAAACACUUCUGGAGCAUCAGUGACAUCUGGACCAUCAGUGAGUGUAACAACUUCAGCCCAAAGCAGUGAAGUGACAUCAUCUGAAGCCAAGUCAGGAACAACUGGAGGGGAAAAUGUAGACACCACAGGACAUGACGGUGAAAACACCUCUGGAGCAUCAGGGACAACUGGACUGUCAUCAGGUGGAACCACGCAAGCUGACAAUGAAAUUCCAGAUGCUGCUCUCUUCAGAGCAGGCACAACAGGAGAGUCUGUGGGAGCUUCCCUAAGAACAGGCAGCAGGAGUACACCUGGAGUUUCAGGCACUGGGGCCACCAGCACUGGAAACCCAGCAGGAACCACUGGAAGAGCAAGUGGAGCCAUCACUGAAGCUGCUGGUGAAGGCACAUCUGGAAGAACAGUAAUAACUGGAAUUGCCAGUGAAUCAACUACAUUGAUAGGAAAAACCACUGGAGUACAAGGUCUGACAGGAGGUUUUGUGGGAGCUUCCACUGGGACAGGCAGUGGAAGCACAGCUGGAGCAUCAGGCACUGGGGCCACCCACCCAGGAAAUCCAGCAGGGACAGCUGAACCAUCAGCUGAAGUGACAGGGAAUUAUGCACAAACACGUGGAGUGAUUGAAACAACUGGAUUAUCAAGUGAAGUUUCAGGGACAACAGAACCGCCAGAUGAUGGAUCAGAAACAAAUGGACCAUCAGUCGAAGGACUGAGUACAACUGGACUAUCAGCUAAAGUGACAGGGAAAUCUGGACUAUCAGUGGGAACAACAGGGACUACAGGACAAUCAUCAAGAGUAACAAGGGUAUCUGUAGCAUCAACAGGAGUGUCAGGGACAUUUGGACCAUCAGCUGCAGUGACAAGAUCUUCUUGGCAAUCAUCAGGGGUGACGGGGAUAUCUGGACCAUCAGCUGGAGUGACAAAGACAUCUGGACUAUCAGCUGGAGUGUCACAGACAUCUAGGCCAUCAACUAGAGUGGAAGAAACUUCUAGACAAUCAUCGCAAGUAACAGGGAUAUCUGGGCCAUCAAUUGCAGUGACAGAGAUUACCAGACAAUCAUCAGGAGUGUCAGGGGAAAGUAGACAAUCAUCAGGAGUGACAGUGACAUUUAGACCAUCAGCUAGAGUGACAAGGAAUACUGGAAAAACAUCAGGUGUGACAGAGACUACCAGACAAACAUCAAGAGUGACUAGGACAACUGGAUCAUUACUUGGAGUGUCAGGGACUUCUAGACAAUCAUCAUGGAAAACAGGGACAUCUGAACCUCCAGCUGGAGCAACAGGGACAUCUGUACCAUCAACUGGAGUGUCAGGGACAUUUGGACCAUCAGCUGGAGUGACAAAGACAUCUGGAUUAUCAGUUGGAGUGACAGGGACUACUGUGCAAUUAUCAGAUGUGACAGGGACAAGUAGACCAUCAGCUGGAGUGUCAGGGAUAUCAGAACCAUCAACUAAAGUGACACAGACAUCUGAACUAUCAGCUAGAGUGACAGGAACUACUGGACAAUCAUCAAGAGUGAUGAGGACAUCUAGACAAUCAUCUGGAAUGAGAGGGACAUCAGGACAAUCAUCACGAGUGACAGGGACAUCUGGACCAUCAGUUGGAGUGACAGAAAUUACCAAACAAUCAUCAGAAAUGUCAGGGGAAAGUAGACAAUCAUCAGGAGUGACAGUGACAUCUAGGCCAUCAGGUGGAGUGACAGGGAAUACUGCAAAAACAUCAGGCAUAAUAGGGACUACUGGACAAUCGUCAAGGCAGACAAGAACAACAGGAUCAUCAACUGGAGUGUCAGGGACAUAUGAAUCAUCCCCUGGAGUGACAGGGACUUCUGUACAAUCACUACAGGUAACAGAGAUAUCUGAACCUUCAGCUGGAGUGACAGGCACAUCUGGAGCAUCAGUCAGAGUGUCAGGGACAUCUGGACUAUUUGCUAGAGUGACAGGGAUUACCGCACAAUCAUCUGGAGUGACAGGAACAUCUAUACUAUCAUCUGGAGUGUCAGAAACAUCUGGACAAUCAGCUGAAGGAACAGGGAGUACUGGAGAAUCAUUGGGUGCGACAGGGACAUCUAGAUCAUCAUUUGGAAAGACAGGGAAUACUGGACAAACAUCAGGAGUGGUAAGGACUACUGUACAAUCAUCAGGAGUGACAGAUAAAUCUGUACCAUCAGCAGGACCGUCAGGGACAUCUGGGCCAUCAACUGGAGAGUCAGAGACAUCUGUUCCUUUAGCUGGAGAGACAAAGACUUCUGCACAAUCAGCUGACAUGACAGGUACUUCUGGACAAUCAUCAGAAGUGACAGAGACAUCUAGACAUUUGCUUGGAGUGCAACAGACAUCUGGGCCUUCAGAAGCAGUGACAGAGGCAUCUAGACUAUCAGCUACAAUGAUAGAAACUAGUGGACAGUUGUCAGGAGUGACAGGGACAUAUGUACCAUUAGCUGGAGUGUCAGAGACAUCUGGACUAUCAACUACAGUGACAGGAACUUCUGGACAAUUAUCAGGAGUUACUGGGACUUCUGGAAAAUCAACUGGAGUGACAGGGACAUAUGGACUAUCAGUUGGAGUGACAGGGUCAACUGUACAAUUAUCAGAAGUGAUGGGGUCAACUGGAUCAUCAGCUGAGAUUUUAGGGACAACUAGACCAUCAUCUGGAGUGUCAAGGAAGUCAGGACCAUCAACUGAAGUGACAAAGACAUUAGGACGAUCAGCUGGGUUGAUAUGGACAUCAGGACCAUCAUCAGGUGUGACAGGGACAUCUGGACCAUCAGUUGGAGAGACAGUGAAUUCUGGACAAUCAUCAAGAGUGACAGGAACAACUAGAUCAUCAGCUGGAGAGUCAGGGAUAUCUGGACCAUCAGCUAGAGUGACAGAGACACCUACUUUAUCAGCUAGAGUGAUAGGGGACAAUGGACAUUCAGCAGCAGUGACAGGGACAUCUGGACUGUCGGCUGGAGUGUCAGAGAUAUCUGGCCCUUCAUCUGCAGUGACAGGCACAUCUGAACUAUCAGCUAAAGUGACAAGGACUAUUAGUCAAUCAUUAGGAGUUACAAGGACAGCAGGGACAUCGGUAACAUCAGAUGGAGUAUCAAGGACAUCUGCACCUUCAGCUGGAAAAACAUCAGAAGUGACAGGGACUACGGGGCAAUCAUCAAGAGUGAUACAGACAACUGGUUCAUCACUUGGAGUGUCAGGGUCAUCUGUACCAUCAACUGGAAUGAAAAGGACUUCUGGACAAGUGGCUGAAGUGACAGGGACUUCUGGACAAUUAUCAGGAGUGACAGGGACAUUAAGACCUUCAGCCAGAGAGUCACAGUCAUCUGUAUCUUUAGCUGCAGUGCCAGGGAUAUCUGACCUAUCAGCUGGAGUGACAGGGCCUACUGGACAAUUAUCUGGAAUGACAGGGGCAUCUGUACCUUCAGCUGGAGUUUUAACAUCAUCCAGACCAUCAGGCAGUACUGGACAAUCAUCUGGAGUGACAGAGACAUCUGUACUAUCAACUGGAGAGUCAGGGACAUCUGAACCACCAGCUACAGUGACAGGGACAUUUGCAUUAUCAGGUGGAGUGACAGUGACUACUGGAUUAUCAUCAGGAAUAACAGGGACUUCUGAACCUUCAUCCAUAGUGUCAGGGACAUCUCAACAAUCAGUUGGAUUGAAAAGUAAGUCUAGAACAUCACAACAGAUGACAGAAAUAUCUGGGACAUCAGCUGCAGUGACAGGGACUGAUGGAAAAUUGUCAGGAUUGUCAGGGACACUUGACCAGUCAUCAGGAGUGACAGCAACAUCUGUACCUCCAGCUGGAGUGUCAGGGACAUCUGGACCAUCAGCUACAGUGACAGAAUCUUCUGGACAAUUACCAGGAGUGUCUGGGACUUCUGGAUCUUCGGCUGGAUUGAUACAGACGUCUCUACUAUCAGGUGGAGUGACAGGGUCUACUGUACAAUUAUCAGAAGUGUCAAGGAUAACGGGACCAUCAGCUGGAGUUUCAGGGACUUCAGGACCAUCAGAUGAAGUGACAGGGACAUUUACAUUACCGGCUGGAGUGACAAGGACAUCAGUAACAUCAUCAGGUGUGACAAGGACAUCAGGACCACUCGUUGGACAAACUUCCGGAGUGUCAGGGACUACUGGACAGUCAUCAACAGUGAUAAGCACAACUCGAUCAUCACCUGGAAUGUCAGAGUCAUCACGACCAUCAGCUGGAGAGACCAGGAGUACUGGACAAUCAGCACAAGUGACAGAAGCAAGUAGAUUUUCAGCUGGAGUUUCACGUAUAUCUGGACCAUUGACAGGGACACCUGGUCAAUCAUCAAGAUUAACAAGGACAACUGGAACUUCAGUUGGAGUGUCAGGGACAUCUGGACCAUCAGCUACAGUGACAGAAUCUUCUGGACAAUUACCAGGAGUGUCUGGAACUUCUGGAUCAUCGGCUGGAGUGAUACAGACGUCUCUACUGUCAGGUGGAGUGACAGGGUCUACUGUACAAUUAUCAGAAGUGUCAAGGAUAACGGGACCAUCAGCUGGAGUUUCAGGGACUUCAGGACCAUCAGAUGAAGUGACAGGGACAUUUACAUUACCGGCUGGAGUGACAAGGACAUCAGUAACAUCAUCAGGUGUGACAAGGNUGAUACAGACGUCUCUACUGUCAGGUGGAGUGACAGGGUCUACUGUACAAUUAUCAGAAGUGUCAAGGAUAACGGGACCAUCAGCUGGAGUUUCAGGGACUUCAGGACCAUCAGAUGAAGUGACAGGGACAUUUACAUUACCGGCUGGAGUGACAAGGACAUCAGUAACAUCAUCAGGUGUGACAAGGACAUCAGGACCACUCGUUGGACAAACUUCCGGAGUGUCAGGGACUACUGGACAGUCAUCAACAGUGAUAAGCACAACUCGAUCAUCACCUGGAAUGUCAGAGUCAUCACGACCAUCAGCUGGAGAGACCAGGAGUACUGGACAAUCAGCACAAGUGACAGAAGCAAGUAGAUUUUCAGCUGGAGUUUCACGUAUAUCUGGACCAUUGACAGGGACACCUGGUCAAUCAUCAAGAUUAACAAGGACAACUGGAACUUCAGUUGGAGUGUCAGGGACAUUUAAACCUUCAGCAGGGGUGACGGGGACUUCUGCAUUAUCAGCUCGAGUUACAGGGAGCACCGCACAAUCAUCAGGAGUGACAAGGACUUCUGUACCAUCAGCUGGAGUGUCAGAGACAUCUGGUCCAUCAGCUGCAGUGACAGGGACAUCAGGAACAUCAGGAGCCGUGACGGGAUCUUCUGAACUAUCAGGUGAAGUGACAAGGACUACAGGAAAAUCAUCAGGUGUGGCAGGGACAUCUGACCUCUCAGCUGGUGCGUUAGGGACAUCUGGGCCAACUGCUAGAGUGACAGAAACUUCUGGACAAUCAUCAGGAGUUACAGGGACAUCUGGACCACCAGCUGGAGUGACAUGGACAUUUGGACCUUCAGCUGGACAAACAUCAGAAAUGUCAAGGGCUACCGGACAAUCAUCAAGAGUGAUAGGGACAUCUGGAUCAUCACCUAGAGUGUCAGGAACAUCUGGGCUAUCAGCUGGAGUGACUCAGAAUUCUGAACAAUCGUCAGGGGAAUCAGGGAUAUCUGAACUUGCAGCUGGAGUGACAGGGACAUCUAGACUAUCAGCUAGAGGGAAAGGAACUACGGGACAAUCUUCUGGUGUGACAGGGACCCCUGGACCAUCAUCAGGAGUGACGGUGUCAGAGACAUCUGGUCCAUCAGCUGCAGUGACAGGGACAUCAGGAACAUCAGGAGCCGUGACGGGAUCUUCUGAACUAUCAGGUGAAGUGACAAGGACUACGGGACAAUCAUCAAUAAUGACAGGGACAGGGGGAUCAUCAACUGGAGUGUCAGGGACAUCUGGACCAUCAGUUAGAGUAACAAGGUCUUCUGGACUGUCAUCAGGAGUCACAGAGACAUCUGGAACUACAGCUGUAGUUUCAGGGACAUUUGGACCUUCAGCUGAGGUGACAGGUAUAUCUGUAUUAUCAGCUGCAGUGACAAGGACUUCUGGACAAUCAUCAUCAGCAGCAAUGACAUCAGGAAAAUCAUCAGGUGUGGCAGGGACAUCUGACCUCUCAGCUGGUGGGUUAGGGACAUCUCGGGUAACUGCUGGAGUGACAGAAACUUCUGGACAAUCAUCAGUUAUCAUGGGUUCUACUGGACCAUCAGUUAGAGCAACAAGGUCUUCUGGACUGUCAUCAGGAGUCACAGAGACAUCUGGAACUACAGCUGUAGUUUCAGGGACAUUUGGACCUUCAGCUGAGGUGACAGGUAUAUCUGUAUUAUCAGCUGCAGUGACAAGGACUUCUGGACAAUCAUCAUCAGCAGCAAUGACAUCAGGAAAAUCAUCAGGUGUGGCAGGGACAUCUGACCUCUCAGCUGGUGGGUUAGGGACAUCUCGGGUAACUGCUGGAGUGACAGAAACUUCUGGACAAUCAUCAGUUAUCAUGGGUUCUACUGGACCAUCAGUUGGAGCUACAGGGAAAUCUGGAAUAUCUAUUUUAGAAUCAGGGUCGACAACUGUACCAUCAGCUAGGGAAUCAGGAACAACUGAGCCAUCAGCUCGAGUGACAGUGACAACUGGACUAUUUUCUGUAGGAUCUGGUACGAUUAGAUCAUCUGCAGGAGAAAUAGGUACAACUGGAUCAUCUGUUGAAGGAGCAGGAACAACUAGACCAUCUGUUGUAGAAUUAGGGUCAACUGUACUGUCAGCUGGAGCAUCAAGUGCAACUAGACCAUCAGCUGCAGAAUCAGGGAUUACUGUACCAUCUGCUGGAGUGUCACGGACAAUUGUACAAUUAGUUGGAGUGACAAGGACAACUGUGUCAUCAUCUGGAGGAUCAAGGACCACUGGACCAUCAGGUGGCACAACCGCUGGGCCAGGAAGAACUAUUGGAGAACCAGGAAGUGAAGUUCCAGCAUCCGAAGGUGCAACUGGAGUGCUGGCUACAACUUCUACAGGAGCUAGAGGUGAAAGCACAGCUUCCACAUCAGGUUCCAUGGGAGCUGCUCCUGGCUCCACACUUGAACCAGGAAGUACCACUGUUGUGCCAUCAAAACAGGCUGAAGUAGCAGGCACCACCAUCUUUUUUCCUGAAGUCAGUAGCAGUUCAGAAGUUUCCAACACAGGUGUCACUGGAGUCGGCUCUGAGACAGCUGUUCAAACAGGAAUUUCCAGGACAGCCACCACUGGGUCAGCUCCUGACACAACUGUUGCCCCUGGCAGUUCCAAUACAGAAGCCACAACUGCCUUAGGAGAAAGUGGGACAACCAGAGGUGGAAUGGCCACAGAGGCCACAAGUGCCACAGGAAGCAGCAGGACCACCGGAUCAGACCUGCCAGGAGGUACUUCUGGUGAAUACUCUGGGACAACCAUUACAUCUGGAGGUUCCAAGACAGAGGCCACAACUCUCACAGAAGGCAGGGGCAGUACUGGAGCUGAAUCCAGGACAGCUACCACUAGUGUCUUUUCUGGAAAGACUCUGGAACCUGGGAAUUACAACACAGGUACUUCUGGUGAAUUCUCUGAGACAACCAUUACAUUUGGAGCUUCCAACACAGAGAUAGGUCUUCAGGAGACAAACAGGAGUCGCUGUGGUGAUUCCAGUCCCUUUUGUGUUUCAGCCACCACUGAGGUAGGCCCGGGCACAACUGUUGCUCCUGGAAGCUCCAACACAGGUACUACUGGUGUGAUCUCUGGAAAAACUCUGGAACCUGGAAGUUACAACACAGGUACCAACAUGGUUUCACCUGGAGUUAGCAGCAGUUCACAGAGUUCCAAGCAAAGCGGUACUACAGGAGAAUUCUCUAGGACAACCAUCAUAUCUGGAAGUUCCCACGCAGCCACUACUGGAGUAGCCCCUGGCACAACUGUUGCUGCUGGCAGUUCCAACACAGAGGCCACGACUUCCGUAGGAGAAAGUGGAACAACAAGAUUUGGAAUAAUCACAGGUACUACUGAGGGCAUCUCUGGCAAAACUCUGGAACCUGGAAGUGCCAACACAGUGGUCACAACUGUGCCAGGAGGCAGCCGGGCCACCAGUGCAGGACUGCCAGGAGGCACCUCUGGCUCACCAGGGGGCCACGUGCCACCAAGUGAAACACGUAAGGAUGAUUUAAAGCCCUGUUAUCUCUUUAGCGUACCACUGGAGAAUCUUCUAGAACAACCAUUAUAUCUGGAAGUUCUAACACAGGGCUGUUCUGACAAAGCAACACCCCAGUAUCUCCUCCAAGUAUCCCAAAUUCCCAGAAUUCUCUUUCUUCCCUCAGAGGCGACAGCUUCCACAGCAGGGACUGGUACUGCUAGAACUGGAUUCAAAACCGGCACCUCUGGGGUAGCUGUUGGCACAACAGUUGCCCCUGGAAGUUUCAGCACAGAGACUACAGCUUUCCUAGGAGGAAGUGGCAUCACUGGAGUAGAAAUAAAACAAGGCACUGCUGGAGUACCCUCUGGUACAACAUUUGCACCUGGGAGCUCCAACUCAGAGGCUGCCACUUUCUCAGGAAUCACUGAAGCAGUAACAGUCACAGAUACCAGGGCAGUAGACUCUGGAACAACCGUUGCACCUGGAAGUUCCAUUACAGGAAUCACCUUUGGAGCAUCGGAUAACCAAGUCACUGGAAGUAAAACAGGUAACACUGGUGUGGCCUUGAGCACAACUGUCGCACCUAGAAGUUCCCGUACAGAAGCCACAACUUCUACAGGAAUCAGGAAAACAGGAAUCACCACAAUACCAGCGGGAGGAAAUACGGGCUCUGAGGGUUCUAUUUCAGGAGCUACCACCAGAGCAUCGGUAAACCAAGAAACUGAAAGCACAAUAGAAGCUACAGCGUUGUCUGGAGGCAGUGGAACCCCAGGAAGUGAAAUAAGUACCGGUACUACUGGAGUGGCCCCUGGCAGCACCAUCUCACCUGGAAGUUCCAAUACACAGGCUACAACUUCUUCAGAAAGUUCUUCUACAACCUCUAGAGUCAUAAUGGCAACUGGUACUGCUUCAAGGUCAGCUGGAGUUUCCAGGGUCCCAGGAAAUUCCAGUCCUGGAGCUACAACUUCAGUGCUAAGUAAUAACACCCCUGGGAGUGGAAUACAAACAGAGGCAACAACUUUUAAAGGAGGGGUUGGAACCACUGAGGCAAGAAUUUCAUCAGGCAAUACCCCAGGAUCACUGGGAGUUACCAGUAGCCAAGAAGGCACCACUGUGGACUCAAGUGGAAUCACUGGAAUUUCAGAAAGUUCCAUCCCAGGGAUCUCCAAAGAAGCGUCAGAAACAACCAUUGCUCCUGGAAUUUCUACCACAGUCACUGCUUCUACGGGAGUCAAAGCAACCUCUGGCACUGGACUGCAGAAAGGCUCCACCUCGGUGUCAGCUGGAGUCACGACACACACAGAAGUAUCCCAGCCAGAAACCACUGUGGUAGCAACAGGGGAUCAAGAAACUGAAAAUGAAACAGUUUGUCAUGGUCCACUGGGAGAAGAGAAAUCUCCUGGAGACAUAUGGACUGCCAAUUGUCACAACUGCACCUGUACUGAUGCAAAGGCAGUAGACUGUACACCUAAGGAGUGCCCUUCUUUACCCACAUGCACAACUGGAGAGAAGCUUGUAAAGUUCAGAUCUAAUGAUACCUGCUGUGAAAUUGGAUACUGUGAACCGAGAACAUGUUUUUUUAACAACACUGACUACGAGAUUGGUGCUUCGUUUGAUGACCCCAGCAACCCAUGUGUCUCCUACUCCUGCAAUAGCACUGGCUUCGUUGCGGAGGUCCAGGACUGCCCAAAGCAGACCUGGUGUGCAGAAAUAGACAGAAUCUACGAUUCAAAAAAUUGUUGCUACACAUGUAAGAAUAAUUGCAGCUCUUCACUUAUAAAUGUCACUGUUAACUACAAUGGUUGCAAGAAGAAAGUUGAGAUGGCAAGAUGCGUAGGAAAAU
This is a messenger RNA of Galeopterus variegatus (Sunda flying lemur), 14704 nucleotides long. It is a transcript of the gene MUC19, whose product is annotated as mucin 19, oligomeric. Gene Ontology annotation, cellular component: extracellular matrix. The record is from RefSeq and is a predicted model, not a curated record. Gene Ontology annotation, molecular function: protein binding. Lineage: Eukaryota; Metazoa; Chordata; Mammalia; Dermoptera; Cynocephalidae. The transcript is spliced from 101 exons. The annotation marks the transcript as partial.